GUGCUGAGCCUGCAACGUUGGAUGAAAAAAAAAAGAAAAGAAAAAAAGAGCAUCUCUCUCUUUGCUCCAACCGGUGGACGCAUCAUCUGGAAGCGAAAUAAGUCAAAGUUUCAGACCCAGUUGUGUCUCCUGUAACUGCGCCAGGACCAUGGAGGACCUGUAGAAAGUCAAAGAAAAGCUAAACAACCAACACACAUUUUCCUGUGCGAGCUCCCAUACCAGCGUUAGGAAGACCCCUUGUUGGGAAGGGAUACACAUCAGAAAAGCCAAGGAGCUCUACAUAAACACAAGUGCGGACAAAACAGGUGAUACCAAGGGUUACCCAUUCAAGUUUGACACAAGUGAAGCCUACAGAGGGAGUAUGAAGACAAUCCGUGUCUACUCAUUUUUCAGUUUAGGAAAUGACUUAACACAGGUCCCCUGCUGAUCAUCAUGAUGCUAAGAUUGGCUUUGUGAAGCCCUCACUCCCUUGUCAGCACCCAGACCAGACCCAUCCCUUUAUAGGGAACUUUUCCAAGCAACACUUGUUGCUUCCCUUUCUUCUACAAACACAUCCUUUUCCCCUGCAUUACCCUAUAUCUUAGCCUCCCUUCUCUGUAUUUUUUUUUCAUUGGCAUCAUGCAGGGUGGUUGUGGUACCUCCACUCUCUUCCCUCUAAUUUUUUCCUCCCUCUUAUUCUUUUCCUAUUUCCCCAACGUGGUCAGUGGGGACUGCUGGCUUAUUGAGGGAGACAAAGGCUAUGUUUGGCUGGCUAUAUGCAGUCAGAACCAGCCUCCCUAUGAGACCAUCCCACAACACAUCAACAAUACGGUCCAUGACUUGAGAUUGAAUGAAAACAAGCUGAAAGCUGUGCUUUUCAGUUCUAUGUACCGCUUCACCAAUUUGACUGACCUCAACCUCACCAAGAAUGAAAUCGGCUACAUUGAAGACGGGGCCUUCGCAGGACAAGCUAAUCUACAGGUUCUUCAACUGGGCUACAAUAAGCUGACAAACUUAACUGAAGGUAUGAUGAGAGGAUUAGGCCGUCUGCAGUGUCUCUUCCUGCAGCACAACCUAAUUGAGGUUAUUGCCAGCAAUGCAUUCUGGGAGUGUCCCAGUCUCAGCAGCAUUGACCUGUCAUCCAACAAACUCUCUCGAAUUGAUCCGUCCACAUUCACCGUUCUCAAUCGGCUAAUGGUGUGUGAACUGGCAGCAAAUCCAUUUCAUUGUGGUUGUGAUCUUUAUGGGUUCUUAACCUGGUUGGAGUUCUUCAACAAUGUGUCACACACCUAUGAUCGCCUCCAAUGUGAGACACCACGGGAAAUGUUUGGCUACCCCUUACUGAGUCCUAUUUCUGCUGGUCACGCUGGGCGAAAUGCCAAAAACAUUUUGCACCAUCACUGCCGAGAUGGCGUGAUGAUCCCAGGCAUGACCUCCCUUCCACCAGAUCUGGAUGGACCUUCCGGGAUCGGAUCAGAGAUGUUUGGUGCUGUGGGGCCAUACCACCAACCAACCACAUCUUCAUCAUCUCCAGAAGACAGCUUCAGUCCCAGCAUUAAGCUCCAUCAUGUUUCUAUGUUAUCGGCGUCUUUGCUUGUUAAGAUCCCGAGGCCUUACAGUAAAAUGUAUAUUCUAACACAAUACAAUCAAACAUACGUAUCUGAUGUAAUGAAUUUGAAAAACAAGAAGCAGAUGAUCACUCUCAACAAGCUCAAGCCUAAUAACAAUUACACCUUCUGUGUAGCCUCCAUACGCAACUCUCAACGCUAUAACCACACCUGCCUCCAGUUUUCCACUCGGAGUCAAAAUCCAGAUGACAUGCUGCCCACGCCCUCGACCACUACUCACUACAUAAUGACCAUCGUGGGCUGCCUUUUUGGUAUGCUUAUAGUUUUAGGAGUUGUGUACUAUUGUCUACGGAAGAAACGAAUGCACGAUGACAAGAAGAAAUCUAUCUGUGUCAAGAAAACUAUACUGGAAAUGCGCUAUGGGCCAGAAGUUGCUGCAGCAGUAGCAAAUGAUCCAUCAGCAGUCCACAAGCUUCAGGAGCAGUCCAGGGAACAUCACCAGUAUCAGCACCACCAUGGAGGAAAACUGUCCACAUCUUCGAGCUCUGGAAUGCUCCACUCUGCCAACACCACCUCCUCAAGACUUUCUUCUAUUCCUCAAGUAGAAAAGAUGGCGACAGCCUUCUCAGAAGCCCUGACCACAACUAAAGGAAACUAUAUGGAUGUGAGAAGCGCAGGAGCAGGAAAGGAGAGAAUGCUAGAUGGUGGCCAUGGAGGGAUAAGAGGGGAAGAUUUGAGGGAUGAUGAUGAUCUUGUUGAUGACUCAGAUGAUGAUGGACAAGGCUCUGCUUCAGAGAUCUCCACUAUUGCCAUGGAGGUUGACAAGGUCAACCAGAUCAUCAACAAUUGCAUUGAUGCAUUGAAACUGGAUGCCGCAGCAGUAGCUGCUUCAGCCGCCUCAACUAACCCAACAGCUUCCUCCAAUCCCACUUCCCCCCCACCCACCAGCACAUCCUCCCUUACGCGUGGCCUAAUUCCAUUGUCCCCAGGAGCCACAGAGACAGGUCAAAUCAUUGCCCCCAACAAAAUACCCCCUCCUCCACCACUCCCUGCUUUGAAUGCCCCUCUGUCCGAGCGCCCAGGUAUAAGCGGCGGUGGCUUUGUUGUCACUCCCCCAUACAGACAUCCUCCUCCAGUCUCUGCCACACGUCCCAUUCAGCGUCAAAUGAGUGCUGAUGCAGCUGUGGUUAUUGCAAAUUCUGUCAAGAAACAGAGCAGCACCGCUUCUUGUGGCUCUGUGGGCCGGGACAGGGACCGUGGCGCAGCUAGAGUGUAUAGCUUGGAUGUUCCUGAACCAAGGAGCCCCGAUACCUGUAAUCAACAACAGCAGCAAUAUCCAGACCGGGCCAGUCCCGUGGGCUGUGGGGAACCUCUAGAAAGGUUACCUUUAGUGGGAAGUGGGAGCUGUGCUGGAGGGGGUGGUGGUGGUUGCGACAGUGGUGGUGUUGGUGCCCAACAUCAUGACAACCAGAAGCCACACCACUAUCAUCAACAACAACAGGUACAGCAACAGCAGCAGCAGUUGGAGGUGCAGCAGGACUACCACUGCUCGGAGCACCGCCACUCCGUCCCAGCUCUUUACUAUGAAGGGUCCCACCAUGGCUCCCCAGCCCAGAGAGUUUCGUUCUUAAAACCGCUGACGCGCUCCCGCAGGGAUGCAGCAUCUUAUUCUCAGCUUUCGCCUGCCCGCCAUCACUCAAGUUACUCUGGAUACUCCUCUAGCCCAGAGUAUUCCUCAGAGAGCUCACUGCGGAUCUGGGAGCGUUUUCGUCCAUAUCGGAAAGGCCCACGUGAUGAAGCCUGUUAUGUGACGGCUGGAAACGCUCUUCGAAAAAAGGUUCAGUUUGCCAAAGGUGAGGACCUGCAUGACAUCCUUGAUUAUUGGAAGGGUGUGUCUGCCCAGCAGAAGCUGUGACUGGGGACCAAAGUUGAGCGGCGUGAGAGUAGAGUUUAAGCACUUCUUUUCCUGGUCAGCCUGUGGACCAAGUAUCUGAAGAUCAUGGGAAGAAAAAAGUAGGACAAAUAUUUGCCUUUGGGGUUUUAGUUCUUUCUUUCUUUCCUUUGUUUCUUUCUUUUUGUUUCUGGCAUGCUAGGUGUCUAGAAUAUUGUGCUAAAAGCAAGUACUGUGAAACUGUGCCUGGGAUCGGAGAGUCAUUACAGUGUUAAUUUUUACACUUCAUGGUAGCACUUUUUUCAUUCUUAUUUCGUGUUUGUGGGUUUCAUUUAAUAUACAGGGAACAAAUGCCAAUUGUGUAAUUUAGUACUCUUCCGUGUGGUCACGUUUUGUGAUCCUACGGACCUUUUUUACCAGUGCCAUGAUUCAUCUCAAGCUUGUUUGAUCCAAGAUGUUUCAAGUUUUGUUCUGGAUUCUGCAUCCAUUUGCAGCCUCCUCAAGAAUAUGUUUAGACUAUUAAAUGAAAGAAACUAUGAGAGGGUGGUAUAAGCGCUUUGUUAAAAUUGACGACAAUGGAUUAUUUAACAGUUGUCAAAUGCAGUACCUGUUUCCUUUCUCUUAGAUGCUUCUUUAUGCUGAGGUAUUUGCAUCACAACGGUAUUUGUCACAAAGAAAGGGAUAACUGCAAAGAAAUUAACAUAUUAACAAGAGGAAGACAGGAAAGUGGGUUUGUAGAUUGUGUAACAUUAUAAAUCGUGAGAGAGAGAGAGAGAGAGACUAAGGUGAAACAGUGAUUUUGUAUUAAGUGUUAAACAUAUUUUCAUAACACUCUUGCAUUGUUUUGUGAGUGAGGUGAAUAAAGAUCAUGGUCCUACAAAUGAAUUGAACUGUCCUGAACAGCAUUUGCCUGACUGCUAUUCAGAAUUGUGAUCAUAGUACACACAGUACAGAGGGCAAUUGAAUGAUCCCCUCAGGUGCAACUUAAUGUUUAAUGAGAUCAUUAAAAACAAAUUACACAUGAACUCAUAUUGUCUCCUCAUAAAAAGUAACAUGAGAUGUGAACAUAUGUGACAGAAAAAUAAAAAAAGAACUAAAAUUAUACUUUUAUUUUGCUCCUUUUUUCAGUAUUGUUUUAUUUUGCAGCUUGAGGGAACUUAAGUAGGUCACAAGCUUGUUAAAGGUAGAUCAGAGAUGGGUUUCUUGCUUACAGACAUUUAUUGAUGUGUGUGCAUCCAGGGGGUAAAACUGCAGCUGACAGUCACAAGAUUGUAGUAAACUUUUUCUUUAUAAUGCAAAAGAUUUUCAUUAUUUGUAAAUUCAUAUUAACUCAAAAAUAAAAUAACUCAUUCAGAAAAAAUGUAUUUCAUAGUAGUGCGUUUCAAAUUUGUAAAAAAUCUGAACAGUCAGUUUUUCUGAAUGAUCCGAUCUGGUUGUUCUUAAAAUUGUUCUUUAUGAAAUUACUUUACAAGCCACCACAUCUAACAGGGAUUGCAUCCACCGUAAAUAUACUAUAUAAAAUAAUUUUACAGAGGGACAGAGGUUCCAGGACCUUUGACAGUAGCUUGGACAAUACCGCCUCCAUCAGAAAAUUAGUCGCAAAGAAAUGAUCAGAUCCUGAUACUGUUCUUGACAAUUUAGACAUUUGUAAGCCCUGCAUCUGCGCAAAUAAAAUCUGUGUGCAUAAGAAUCUUUAUAUGAAUGCAAUUAUGUUCUCUGUGUAAUUAAAAGAGAUAAAGUCUAAAAACAUUGGAUCAGAGCUUUGCAUUUCAGGAUGUAACAUUGCCACUGCAGAAACUUUCCUUGCCAUUUGGAAUUUGCCCUGUCCUCUCUAUCUUCUACUCUUGUGAAAGGAUUCUGGUUCUCAUGGUAUACUGGAAAGUUUCAAUCCAUCUUUUUUGUCAGUUUGUAAAGUAAACUGCCUUGUCCUUCAGAGCUUUAUUCUGCCAAACAAAAUGCUUCCUGCUCCCCCUGUUGUGCACACACCUCUGUGAUGACUUUGCACAGAAACCCGUCUAUUGUCAUCAUUCAAUGUGAGUACCACAAUACAUUCCAAAUCCUUUCUCUCGCAUUAAACAGAAAAAGGCACAGUGGGAAAGGACAUUUCUAAUUACUGCCGAUGUGUCUGUUCUGUGAUGGAAAUUGAUGCUGUUGUUGUCUUUAAUUGAUAACCUAAUUAACAAACUUGUGGCAGGCAUGUCAGCUUGCACUUUAGCCUCAUGAUUGUGCGUGUGGUACACAGUGGUCAUUGUAAGCGGGUGUAGGCAUGCCUUGUCAGAUUAUAUUGUAUAUGCCAAAACUAACUUAAAUUAAUAUUUGUCGAUAUUUUUGCCCAGUGACUGGUCGUCUGAGUCUAAACAAUAUUAGAAUAUUAAUGGCAUGUACAAAUGUACAGAUGUCAUACAUGUUAGCUGUAUUUUCAUCAUGGUCUGGACAUCACAUGAGUGUAAUCUCCAGAGUUUUCCACUAAAAGUAUUUACUUGUUAUGUUCCAAAAUUAUACUGUUAUCGCAGACAUUUCUGAUUGCACUUACAUUCUCCUUCAUUUGAGACACUCUGCCCUAAAAAUGUGAAAAUUGUAUUUGUGUAUAUAUCUACAUUUUUGUUCAAAGUCAUCAUUCAUAAAUGAAUUGCAGGAACAGUUUAAACUCUUCAUAUAUAUAAUUAUUUAUUUUUUUUUUUUUCAAACAUUACUUUCCCUGCUUUGACAUUUCCCGUGGACAGUAGCCUGGCCAGCUAUCACUUUUCGCUUUGAAAAUUCUCCCAUAACGUGAGUUUGGUAGCCCUCCCAUCCCAACAGGAUGGGAAUGAGCUAUAUGUUAUGAUUCAUGGUGGAGUUUUCAAGAGCCUCUGUUCAAAAAAACAAUGUUAAGAUGACUGCCGAUGAUACGGGGCAAUGGUUCGAAAAAGUUCUCUACUCUGAUUUGAAUGACCAGGACCAUAUAAGGUGCUUUUCCAUUAGUGGGGGUUCCAGGUAAAACUGCUAGAUGUGAACCUCUAAAAGAGCCAACUCCCACCUCAGCCCCUUCAGCCGGCGUGUCUCCAUUACACUGUAGCACUGAACCGCUGACCGAACAAGUAACAGCAUGUGACGUGAUAAUGAGCAGUUUUUGCAAACAACCAAUGGCAUAAAAAGAGAAGAAAAAGAGGAAUGCAGCAAAAGACGAAAUAGAAGGAGAAACAAGUAAACAUGGAAGGGAUAUAUAGAGAUAUUUAAUGCAUUUAAAAAAAAAUGUUAAGAAAAAACAAUUUAUUGGACCUCUUCAUUGGUGCAAUAUGCCAACUAAACCUGAACCUCCUCAUUAGUCCAUCCAUUGUUUUUUCUCCAUAUUCAUCAAAUGGACUCUUAAAGAGAUAUUUCUGGUUCAAAUGGUUCCAAUGAGUUGUGCUCAUAUACUAUGUUCAUGUGAGCAGAUCGCCUCCUGCCAGGUGGUUCCUCUAAGCCAAUUGAAGUACCUUUCCUACGACAGGAACGUUUUCCGCCCCGCAAAUAUUCCUGAAGGCCACUUUUGCAGGACCAUUCCUGCUAAUGGAGACACACGUCAAUGGCCCCUGAAAAACUACCCAAAACCCCCACUAAUGGACAACGCACCUAUUGAGUCUUUAAAACCCCAACAAGGCACUGCACUUAAAGUCCUGUUCUUUAAGAAAAAUCUACUGUAAUUCAUCAGGGUUUUGGAUGUCUUUCGUCGAAAAUAGUCUACUUGUCGCUCUGCCUUCAUUACAUGAUAGGUUGUAUGUUUUGGCCAACAGUGUCCAGACGCAGUUUCUCCUGUAAUGAUUGAGGCUGCCCCUUGGAGAUCAAAGUAAAAUUCAAGGGGAAUCCAACUAAUUCUGUUCAUUUAAAAAGGACAGAUUUAGCAUGGUUGGCCAGGACUACCUAAACAUAACUUGCUCUGAUAUUUUUUCCCUUUUUAAUGAUGAGCAUCUUUAAAGGCAGGGAAUAACAUUUUUAAACUACUUUUCUUUUUCUUUUCAUUUUCUGUUGGUUUUUUAAAGUGUUCUUCUUAAAUCUCUUGAAUGCAAGUUGAACAGGAAAUAUGCAAAAGUAUGUUCAUGUAUCUCCAUACUGAUCUAUGUAUUACUUCCUUCCUUCCUCUUUGUUUUCAUGUUAAAUAUAUUCCUUUUUUUUCUUUUUCCUUGUUUUUAUCAACAUGUGUGGACACAGUCAGGGUCAAACAUUGCAUCUCUUGGAUUCAAUGUUCCGCUGUGAUAGUUGUGUCUGCAUAAAUCAAAGUUCCUCACUGUGGUAUUUGAGUAAUAGCAUAUCUGGGAUGUACUGCCUCAUCUGGCUUUGUUCUCAUUUGAUGAACAUGGAAUACAGUUUUGGAAAAGUUUAUUUAUUCAUAUUUUUCAGCUCUCCAAAUGUCUGAACAAACAAUGUUUCCAAAGGAACAUGUAUAAAAUUCACCAAAUCAGUGAAAAUUGUACUUUACUUUAUAUUUUGCUGGUAUGAGUAAAAGCAUGUAAACCCACGGAAGAAACUUGGUGCAUUCAGUUCCCCACACUUUCCUCUGCUGUAACAAGCACACAGAAAUGGACACGGAAGAAAAGUGUAACAGUAAUUUAGGAAUAUCUAAGAAUAUCAGGAUGGUCAUCAUUUCAGCAGCGAUUCGUGUUCAUCAACCUGGAAAAAUAAAUUGUGACAGAAAAUACUGUUUGUUAAUAAUUACCAUGAAUGACUUUUAAUUUUUUGCAUUCUUUAUUUGUAUUAACAUAUUUACACAUCAAUGUGUGUGUUCAGGUUAUAGAGGCUCAACUGCUCUUCUGCUCACGUCCACGGUCACAGAUUAUGUCAUUUAACAACCAGACUCAAAAAACGUGAAACAAAAGCUAGAUUAAAGCACAUUCUUGUAGACAGUUACUUAAUCACUCAUCCACACAAUACAGCAUUCAAAAAUACACUGUAAACAGAACAAGCUGGGAAUAACUGUUGAUGGCCCUGGACUCAAACAGUCCUCGGCUGAUUAUCACUGAUUGCAAAACUAUAAUUGACGUUUUAGGGUAAACCUUGCUGUUGCAUUAAUUAACCUUGGUGUCUAAUGUUUCUAAAAAUAAAAAACUUGUUAGUACAGUGCUGAUGCAAGUUAUACUCUCUGCAAUUAUCCUUCCACAAGGUCUCAAUGAAAUAUUUGCACCUGAAUUUAUAAAAAAGAGAAAUAAUUCUCUGAAAUGAUUCAAAACUCAAAUCACCAGUGAUGAGAUUGUUUUCAACCCACAAAGUAUUGAUUAAAAAUGAAUAAAUACAAGCCUCCUUCUUAGCAAAUAUUCUCAUUGAAGGCCAGGAUGGUGGCUUGUUUUUAGGGAUGCUCCUCUUUGUAGCGUCAUCACUGUUGUUUUGUCUCAUAGCCAGAGGAAAGCAAGACAUGAAAAAGCCGUCUCUAAUUAAUGUUGAAUCACUCUGUAAGAGGCUGGCUUUGGUUUCUCUCCUCUGCUGACACGCUGCUAAAGUCAAAAGGCAUUUUUCAGUUUGAAAUCCACCAAUGCCCUGUUAAAGUGAAACUUCAAAGGAGGAUUUAACAUAUAUUAUAUACUGUGUACUUCUUUGCAUUUAGCGCAGAUGAAGAGACAAGGCUAACAACUGUAGUUAUCAGUGUAGUGACAAACAAUGACCUUGCGUGAGGCCCAUUUGACAAAACAAAUAAGAUACUCUGAUAUUUGGUGGUGUUCCAGAUUAGAUGUUGAAGCCCGUGUGGUGUGAGAAUCAUAGGACAAUGCGUCACUUUGCAGUCACUUCCUUCAGCGAAAGGCUGUCACGAGAUGGCUGUAUUUAAUGUAAUGUAAUCGCCUCUGCAUCAAAACUCCUGUGUGGAUCCAGAUUUAUUUUUCUUUGACUCAUCCGAGCUUUGUCGUUCUCCUGCUAGCUACAUCAUUGUGGAGCUGUUUGUGAUGAAAUCAUGGCCACACCUAAACCGACCACGCAUGGAUCCGUAUACACUCAUCCUCUUGGUUAGUUCAACUGAGGAGAACUAUACAAGAUAAAAAAGUUAUUCAGGAUUUCUAACAACUGAAAGCAUCUCCCCUUUAAAGCUCAUUUUGCAGCCUCAUUUGAACUUUGUGAGAGGACAAUAUCAACCCUGCCAGCAAGGUUAUUUAUCCUUUAUCUUUAGACCUUUUCUCUAAUAUUCCUUUCAGACGAGCAUACUGUACGGGAGAUUAGCCUGUGUGAAUAAUGUGUCAUAUAUGAUAAAUGGUAAGCUGUUUCUUUUUUUUAAUAACAGCCAUUGAAGAGCUUGUGGGAUAAAAUCAAACGCAUCUCUUUUUGUGUGUAUAUAGCUCUUAUGUGAAACUAUUUCAGUAAUGAAAAGCCAAGUCAGUUGGGACAAAUGAAACAUCUCCUGGUGUGACUGAUUUCAUGGUCACGUUUCAUCCAGCUCUGACAAGCCGAGUACAGCCGGCUUUUCCUUUCUAGCUGCCAAGCACUCAAAAGCAAAACGAAAUGGUGAAAAAAAACAAAAGCAAAACACGAUCCACAAUGCAAUCAGGAUGUUUUCGACUCCACUAGCAAUGUUCAGUUAUUUGGGUUUCUGAGCAGAAGAGCACUUGAGGCAAGUGGGGCUAAGGUUUGCCACUGGAUUGGACCCAGUUUCCAAAGAUGGGAUAAAAGGACUUCAGUCUGUGAAAUAUCUGUGAAUUUUGUACAUUAGAUAAAAGAAAAAAAAAACAUAUCUAUUAAGGUUAGAAAUACUUCUAUAGAUGUUUUAUACUCAGCCUGAUCUCUUGACAUGUCUGUGUGCUUCUCUAAUUUUAGUUGAUUAUUUGUCUAUUUGAGUUUGUUUGGGUUGUUCAGGACGGGGUGAGGGGUGGGGUUACUGGAAAUCAAUGGACUGACUUUAAAUACUUGCCGUGUCAUGUGUUAUAAAGGUUUAAGAAUAAGAGAAAGCUCACUUGUGUACUACAUAAAAAGAGAAGUUCUUAUAUUUGCAUGAUUCCCUGUAUUUUUUUGAGAGACAAAACUAUAUUGUUGUGUACAAUGAAUCAAUGAGUGGACAUACAAUGAAAAAAAAAAAAAAAAGUAGGGCCAAAAUACAGCAUUGUCAAAUACUUUUGAUUUGACCAUGUAGGUUUUUUGCUGCAUCUCUUUCUCGUGAUUUGUGUUUACAUUCUUGCCAACUGCUGUUCAUUUGGAUGAUCAUAUCAUAUCGAUACACAACAUGGAGGGGUUUGCAGGGCAAAGACGGGCCAGCCAUUUAAAGUUGGUGGUUAACACAGAUCAUUUUCCGUGACGCACGUGAGAAUCAGCCUUCUUGUCUUAAAUCAGGGCCAUGUCACAGUUUGAGGCACUAUUUUCUUUUAAUUCAGCCAUUUCCCUCUGAUUAAAAACAUUACAACAUAAGGGGAGCGUGCUGAAGUGACGCGGGCUUGCUCACAGUGGAUAAUCUAACGGUUUGAGCCUUAUCUCAAUACAUCAAUUAGAAGUCAUUGCUAAAUGAAUGCAGCAUCAGCAGCUCCUCCUUUAGCUUUGGCCCAGUUGCUCUUAGUGAAAUAAGUGGUUUUUAUUCCUCUUCCUUUGGUCUUACAGCUCCUGGCUCUCUCUCCAGUUAAUUAACUUCACCUUCUACCCUGCCACUUGUAAAUAAGUCUUUUAUCAUCUGUCUUGUAUAAUAUAGGGUGUGUGUCAACUUGACUGGGAGACAAGAAAUGGCAAAGUAGAGACCAAAACUGAAGAUACCAUGAUUGAAUGAAAAUAGAGUGGAGGAAAUUAAUUAAGAAUAUGUAUAUACCACUGCACCGAGUGGGCAGAGUACAGGAGAGAAGAGGAAGUGGGGCAGACAUACCUCCCAUAAUUUGUUUAUAACACCUACUGGAGCUCGGCUGAUACAUAAGUUAUUGUGUUACAGUUCAUGCAAUGACAGCAAGCCAUAAGUCAAAGCCAUUAUUACUUUGUGCAGUGAUACUACUCACACUCUCCAGCUAAGGUAUUUGUGCUUCAGUCCUUGCCAAAACCAUAGAGGUUUCCUUGUGUCAAUUACGAAAAGAAUAUCAAAUGUAUUAACCUCCAAGCAUAUUCUGAUCAUCAUCAUGUCAACGUAGCCAUGUUAUAUUACCCAAGGAGUUUCUUGAGUUAUUUUUAAUGGGAUAAAACUGCCCUUUAAUCAGAUAAAGCAAAUGUUUAUGAUGAGUGCUGGAGACGAAUCUUUAAUUCAAAGCUCCCAUUUCUCUACCCCCACUUCCGGAGAGGUGAAACUUGCUAAAAGGCCCCACGGUGGCGAGACUAGAUGCAGAGUCUGUGUCAGAGGCCCAUCAGUCAGAUCGAUGUUAAUGUUUUCCGCACUCACAGAUAGCAGCAGUAGCAGCAGCAGCGGCGGCGGCGGCAGCAGCAAGGCAUUCAUUGCUAUUCCAAACACACAAGCCAGUUCUGAGGUACCCUGAGAGCAAAAUGAUUGGCCUUGCCAGCACCAGGGAUUUAAGGCUCGGCAGCUUCCAAAAAUGGCUUUAAGUCUGGGCAAGAAUGACAGAGAAGAGGAAGCAUCCGCAACUUACUGAAGAAAUUAAAUGUCGGGUUGAUUUGUUUGUAAGCUAAUAAUGGCUUGACCUUGCAGCAACAAAAGCAUUAAAUAUUUACCUUUGAGAACUCACGGAUAGAAAGAGCUUCAAGAAAUAGUUAAAACAAUCAUAGUGCUGAUUUGUAGUAUAUGGAGUUUCUAGGUUGUUACAGCUUGGUAUAAAAACCUCUCAAAGCCCAGACUAGAACCAAAUACAGUAAUGUAAGUUAUAACUACUGAAGCAUUUACCACCGUUUGUUGGACGCCAAACCAGGGGGGCAAAGCAAAUUCUCACCUCAUCAUCAUAGCAGUUUAGUUUCUCUUUGGACAUGUUAGUGACAUUGUUGCAUUUGCUCAAUAAAAUGAAAGCAGAAAUCCUCAUAAUUCUAUUAAAUCUUUAGUCCUUUAGUUGUUUUGUAUUCAAAUCUAAUUAGACCGUGGGUUUCAUCAAUGUGAUGAAUGACUAAAUAUGGACAGAAAAGACAAAGGUUUGGACUGACGGACACAACUCUUGGCUUCCUGGUUUUGUUUAUGAAUCCCUUGCUUAUAUUGACAUUUUCCCCUUUGCAUUUUCUGUACAAAAGAUCUAUUUAUAUAUUUGCAAUAUAUUUCUAAUAAAAGCAAUUUC
Molecule: messenger RNA, 12551 nt
Organism: Cololabis saira (Pacific saury)
Lineage: Eukaryota; Metazoa; Chordata; Actinopteri; Beloniformes; Belonidae
Product: protein phosphatase 1 regulatory subunit 29
Exons: 4
Coding region: 619-3462 (947 amino acids)
Cellular component (GO): plasma membrane
Molecular function (GO): protein binding
Source: RefSeq, a predicted model, not a curated record